Diceros bicornis minor is the source of this 1193-nucleotide messenger RNA. It is a transcript of the gene TIMM17A, whose product is annotated as translocase of inner mitochondrial membrane 17A. The transcript has 6 exons. Gene Ontology annotation, biological process: protein import into mitochondrial matrix. The record is from RefSeq and is a predicted model, not a curated record. Gene Ontology annotation, cellular component: TIM23 mitochondrial import inner membrane translocase complex; mitochondrial inner membrane. Lineage: Eukaryota; Metazoa; Chordata; Mammalia; Perissodactyla; Rhinocerotidae. Bases 54 to 569 code for a protein of 171 amino acids. Gene Ontology annotation, molecular function: transmembrane protein transporter activity.
CCAGCACACGGUCGCCCGGUUUUCCCGGCACCCCUCGCGCCGCCGGAGCCAAGAUGGAGGAGUACGCGCGGGAGCCGUGCCCCUGGCGAAUUGUGGAUGACUGCGGUGGGGCCUUUACGAUGGGCACCAUAGGUGGUGGUAUCUUUCAAGCAGUCAAAGGCUUUCGCAAUUCUCCAGUGGGAGUAAACCACAGACUACGCGGGAGUUUGACAGCUAUUAAAACCAGGGCUCCGCAGUUGGGAGGUAGCUUUGCUGUUUGGGGAGGUCUGUUUUCCAUGAUCGACUGCAGUAUGGUUCAAGUCAGAGGGAAAGAAGACCCUUGGAACUCCAUCACAAGUGGUGCCUUGACAGGAGCCAUCCUGGCAGCAAGAAAUGGACCAGUGGCCAUGGUCGGGUCAGCUGCCAUGGGUGGCAUUCUCCUAGCUUUAAUUGAAGGAGCUGGUAUCUUGUUGACAAGAUUUGCCUCUGCACAAUUUCCCAAUGGUCCUCAGUUUACUGAAGACCCCUCCCAGUUGCCUUCAGCCCAGUUACCGGCCUCACCUUUUGGAGACUAUCGACAAUAUCAAUAGGACUUUCUCCCAGGAUUUCUUUAACAGAAUGAACUGUAGUUCAAGAGGGGAUUUCGGAAGAUCAAGUUACAGUCUGUUUUUAAAACCAUGGGUGGGACAGCUAUGGCCAAAUAGGCUAUGAAGAGACAUUUAGCACAUUUUUCUAUUUAAAGGAACAUGGAAGGGGGAGUGUUAAGAGAUAAUACAUUUAUUUAUUCACAUUUGGAUUACAUUUGUGAGCAAAGUAAAUGUCUCAUAUCUUUAAAAGGAAAUAUAAUAAGUGCUUAGAAGAUGAAGGACCACAGGGCAGACAACAGGGAGACAUGCCCGCCAUUCCUUGGGGACUUCUCUGCCUGGAUUUGUGCAUUGUGUUAGUCAGACAAUAAAAACUCCUGGAACUUGCUCUUUCUUUUAAGAUAAGCUGUAGAGUUCUGCUUUUCAUCCUCACAUACUUCAAAUAAUGCAAAGUACUUGGAAAAUAGCAUGUUUUGUUGUUAGGCUCUUGUCUCUCUUGAGGUAAAUUAUGUCUGAGAAGAAUCGUGCAGAGUCCACAUGGAUCAUUCCACAGUAAAUUCUGCAUGGAUUGAAAGCUAAGGUGAAGUACUCGCCCUUUACUUUGAAAAUAAAAUAUACUAUUUCUUGGUU